Trichoplusia ni (cabbage looper) is the source of this 1433-nucleotide messenger RNA. RefSeq names its product E3 ubiquitin-protein ligase RNF220-like (gene RNF220). Lineage: Eukaryota; Metazoa; Arthropoda; Insecta; Lepidoptera; Noctuidae. The record is from RefSeq and is a predicted model, not a curated record. Gene Ontology annotation, molecular function: ubiquitin protein ligase activity. The transcript is spliced from 8 exons. Gene Ontology annotation, biological process: protein ubiquitination. Bases 249 to 1388 code for a protein of 379 amino acids.
AAUACCAAUCAAAGCAAUUUAAAAAAAGUGGUGUAAACGAUAUUAUUAUUAUUUGUUGUUUUGCUUCAAAUUAUUUGUUUUAUUACGUAAACUACCGCGAAUAUGUCUGUAAGAUAACUUAGAAUAGCUUUACCGAACUUCCAUUAACAUUUUAGGACUAUCAAAGCACAAUUUAAUUGUGUAAUACUUGUGAUGUUUACAGAUUAAUAAUCGGUAUAGUUCGUCAACAAAAUUUUAAAUCGGUUGAAAUGUUACCAAUUUUGAUGUAUAAUAACAUGGAAGGAGGUUCUAAUUCUUUGAAUAAUAGUUCGGAAUACAGUUUUAAUCAGUACGAUGAGAGUAAGAUAUUAAAUUGUGUUAGAAAUAGGAAGAAAGUGACUGAAUUGCCGAAUUGUCCAGUUUGUAGUUGUACGAUUCGUCAAGGUGAAUUAGACUCUCAUUUGGCUUCUGAAGUAGAAAGACUGCAGAAAUUAUCCGGUUGUGGUUCUAAAAGGAAGAUCAGUGGUAAUACAAGUGCCAAUUUAGCUGUGCCAGGCUCAAGUACGAGUGCUGAUGUUCAAGAGGAUGAAGUAGAUGUUACUGGCUGCCUAGGAAGUGAUGUUUACCAACGGGUCCACUCCAACCGCCUCCGCCGGCUCCGUGCCCGCCGCCGCGGCACCCCUCCCCCGCAGCACGGCGAGUGUCCCGUCUGCAACAGCAGCCUCCCUGUCUCCAGGCUACAGCGGCACGCCAUACGCUGUCUCAAGCGGACCGGGGCCGAGAUAGAUGAAGACGUACCUGAUACCAGCUCCGAGGAUGGCAGUAUUGAUGUCGAGAACGACGAGCCGUCCGGCGGCACGUUCGGCGCGGAGUACCAGUGGUGCGGCGAGUGGCGAGUGCGCGCCUCCGCGCUGCAGGACGCCGCCGCGCGCGCCGCCACGUGUGUCCGCCGGGCCUCGCACGACCAGGCGCUGGUUGUCGACGGUGAUGAAGAUACGGAGCUGUACGGACCUCCCCAGUAUUCCCCGUCCAGGAUAGCACCGGAUGCCGAAGUGACACCAACAGACACACAAACAGACAGUCAAGCAGACACACAAGACACAGCCAGCGAUGACAAGAGUGAGAAAUUAGAUAACGGUAUUAAAUACAACGGCUUAGUUGAAGCUAGUGCCGCUACGCGGAUACAUGCCUUAAAAGAAAAAAUUAGAGAAUUAGAAAGAAGAAACAAUGGAGCCGGAGAGGUAAAAUGUCUGAUAUGUUUGGAGUCAUACUCCCUGCCAGCCGUGUCCAUACAAUGUUGGCAUGUGUAUUGCGAGGGAUGCUGGCUCCAAUCUUUAAGAGCUAAGAAAAUAUGUCCCCAAUGCAACGCCAUCACCACUGCCGAACAUUUAAGAAGAAUUUACAUGUGAACACAUACAAACAUUAAUUGGACUGAUUAUAUUUAUACAAGCAAA